Molecule: messenger RNA, 1437 nt
Organism: Penicillium brevicompactum
Lineage: Eukaryota; Fungi; Ascomycota; Eurotiomycetes; Eurotiales; Aspergillaceae
Product: FAD-binding oxidoreductase
Exons: 2
Coding region: 1-1437 (478 amino acids)
Molecular function (GO): FAD binding; oxidoreductase activity
Source: RefSeq, a predicted model, not a curated record
AUGCUUAUCCUAUGGGAUGAUGGCAGCGACAGUGCAGCGUAUGAUGAUGCGUGUUGGGCGAAAGUUUUCAACGCCCGCCGACCCAAGCACAGACGUCCGCGAGCUGUGACGAAAGCACGAUCCAAAGGGGAUGUCCUUACCGCAGUAAGACUUGCGAUUCAUCUCAAUCUUCGGGUUGCCGUGAGGUCCGGAGGGCAUUCAUUUGAGACCUGGAGCAUCCAAGAAAAUUCCAUUCUGGUGGACCUGUGCGAAUACAAGCAGGUGAAUGUCGAUCCUGUCGGGAGAAUCGUGACCGCUACACCCAGCGUCACUAGUAGGGAGAUCAACGACGUCUUGGCAUGUGAGGACCUAUUCUUCCCAGGAGGACACUGCCCAGACGUUGGAUUGGGUGGAUUCUUGCUACAAGGGGGUAUGGGGUGGAACUGUGCGCGGGGAGACCUCCAGAGAAAGUUUCUUACACUGUCGCAGAAUUGGGGCUGGGGAUGCGAGUUCCUUCAGGGGGUCGACGUGGUCACGGCACAGGGUACGCUGAUCUAUUGUGAUACCUCGCAAAACUCCGAUCUCUUCUGGGCUGCCCGUGGGGGAGGCCCGGCAUUCCCUGGCAUAGUCACCCGGUUCCAUCUACGUGUUAUGCCCUGUCCGCAGGUCAUUCGCUCAUCCUGCUACGUCUUCCCGCAGACACUUUACCAAACUGCAUUCCGUUGGGCCAUAGCACUUGUGGAUGAUCUGGACACCGACACAGAGCUCACAGCAAAGGCGUACUACCAACAGUCGGAGCCUUGCUUCUCCAUCAUUUUCACUACGUUUAAACACAAUAUUCACGACGCGAUGCGAGCGCUACAGCCAAUACAAGACUCAAGACCUGCAGGAACCUUAUGGGAAGGGUUCUGUACACCCGAGAGUAUGUCGAGUCUGUACGCAGUGCAAGCAAGUGCAAACCCCAAGGACCACCGCUACACAGUAGACAGCGGCUUCCUUGUCGACGACUCAGAUAUAGACAUUGUUUCAGUUCUUGCAGGAACUUUCCUCACGCUCCCGCAUGAAAAGUCUCAUGCAUUUUGGACACCCAUGCGCCCAUGGAGCAGACGCAAAAUUCCGGAAAUGGCAUUAAGCCUACAGGCCGAUUACUACUUUGCCGUGUAUACAAUAUGGGAGGAUGAGAGUGAUGACGAGCGGUGCCAGGGAUGGCUGCGAUGGGUCAUGAAGAAUGCUGCGAGAAGUUGUGUUGGAGCGUACGUUGGAGAUUCCGAGUUCUCCAAUCGUCGUACUCGGUAUUGGAGCAGACCAAGUACGGAAAGACUGAUGGAGAUUCGGGGAAAAUGGGAUCCCCAAGGCCGGAUCGCGGGUGGAUACCCUGACACACUCAUUCAUUCUCAUUGUCGUUGCUGUACAAUGGUGGGGGAAGAUCCCGAUAUAAUGGAGAAUUGCAAUAAAUAA